UCUUAAUCCAAACCCCACAUCAAAAUAACAAUCUUCCUUUGAAGUUUGAAGAAAGAGAUCAUGGACUUGUUCCAAAGCCAAAACAACAAAAUUAGCUCAUUAAAACACAACAACAAGAACAACAAGAAGAAGAAGAGUAGUACUAGGCUAACAAAGGACCAAGUCAGGCUCUUAGAGAGAAGCUUCAUCUCCAACAGGAAUCUAGAGCCGGAGCGCAAGGCCCGGCUGGCGGAGGAGCUCGGGAUCCCGCCGCGGCAGGUUGCCGUGUGGUACCAGAACAAGCGGGCGCGGUGGCGGACGCAGAGCCUGGAGCUCGACUGCGGCACGCUGCAGGUGAGGCUUGAAAAUGCCUUGGCCGAGAAGAGGCAGCUUGAGAGGGAAGUUGAUAGGCUAAGGGGAGAGCUUCAAAAGGCUAAGGAAAUGCUUGAUCAAUUUGCUACAACAACUACUACUACUACUACAAUUUGUUCUAUUGAUUCUUCUUGGUGUGAAGAGGGAAUUAGGAGCUCUACUGGUUAUUAUAAUAAUUAUCAAGAUCAAGAUCACGAUCAUGACCAUGUGAUGAUUGAUCAUGAUCAGGUUUUGCAACUCGAUUAUGAGCUCUUUCCACACUUGAUGGGGACUGAUUAUGAUAGGGUUGUUCAUGAUCUCUAAUAGGAUAUGUUUGUUUCAAAGGUUCGUCCAUGAAUCAUGAUUAAUUCUUGGUUCU
Messenger RNA from Morus notabilis, 709 nucleotides. Its product is annotated as homeobox-leucine zipper protein ATHB-52. Lineage: Eukaryota; Viridiplantae; Streptophyta; Magnoliopsida; Rosales; Moraceae. The record is from RefSeq and is a predicted model, not a curated record. Gene Ontology annotation, molecular function: sequence-specific DNA binding; DNA-binding transcription factor activity, RNA polymerase II-specific. The coding region runs from base 61 to 654 and encodes 197 amino acids. Gene Ontology annotation, cellular component: nucleus. Gene Ontology annotation, biological process: positive regulation of DNA-templated transcription. The transcript has a single exon.